Megalops cyprinoides (Indo-Pacific tarpon) is the source of this 3464-nucleotide messenger RNA. Its product is annotated as NACHT, LRR and PYD domains-containing protein 3-like. The transcript is spliced from 9 exons. Bases 3 to 3395 code for a protein of 1130 amino acids. The record is from RefSeq and is a predicted model, not a curated record. Lineage: Eukaryota; Metazoa; Chordata; Actinopteri; Elopiformes; Megalopidae. Gene Ontology annotation, molecular function: protein binding.
GAAUGGAGCAACUGCAGAAAUGUCUGGAUGACUUGGGGAAGAAGGAUUUAGAGCGUUUCAGAUCUUUUCUGAGACAUGAAGCCGUAGAUGGCUGUGAUCCCAUUAGGAAAAGUGAGGUGGAGGAUGCAUCUGUCACUAAGCUUGUUGACACUAUGACUGACCACUAUGGGGAGGAAUGUGCAGUGAGUGUGACCUUAAACAUCUUGAAGAAAAUGAACCAGAAUACUCUGGUAUUGGAACUGGAAAGGGAAACAGACGCCCUCUCCUCUCUAAACACCAGCGGACCCAGGUCUCUUGUCAGCACGUCUGGUUCCGGUGAACGCAGACUUGCAUACCCACACCCAGAGGAUUUCCUGGCGGUGGUGCAGCAGGAACUGAGAGAGAGCCUGAUGAAGUACGGGUGCAUCUAUGAGGGCAAGGCAGAACAUGGGAGUCAGUCACACCUCAAUAACAUCUACACUGAGCUUUUCAUCACGGAGGGCGAGAGCGGACCCAUCAGCAACGAGCACGAGGUGCGGAAGACCGAGGGGUCCGCCGCCAAGAGGCAAGACUCGCAGGAGACCUCCAUCGAGUGCAACAAAAUCUUCCAGUCCGAUGCUGGGAGAAGGGUCAGGACCGUCCUAAUGACAGGGAUCGGAGGCGCUGGGAAAACGGUCUGCGUGCAGAAGUUCGUCGUCGACUGGGCGGAGGGAAGCAACGGGGACGUAGACCUCAUCUUCGUCCUCCCUUUCCGCGACCUCCGUGAGCUGGAGGACGGGAGGGAGUACAGCCUGCUGGAGCUGGUGCACGAAUUCCACCAGGAGGUCACCGACGCAGACAAGCUGAGACGCGCGCUGCACAAGAAGGUCCUGUUCGUCUUCGACGGGCUGGAUGAGAGCAGCCACCCCCUGGACUUUAAGCGCAACAAGAGGCUGACGGACGUGAUGAAGCCGGCGUCCGUGGACGUGCUGCUGACGAACCUCAUCAAGGGGAACCUGCUGCCCUCCGCCCUGAUUUGGAUCACCUCCCGCCCGGCAACAGCCAGCAGGAUCCCCCCAGCCUCCGUCCACAAGGUGGUGGAGGUGCGAGGGUUUAACGACCAACAGAAGGAGGAGUACUUCAAGAACAAAUUCAGAGACAGAGAACACAUCAGCGACAGGAUGAUCUCGCGUGUGAAGUCAUCGAGGAGCCUCUACAUUAUGUGCCACAUCCCCGUCUUCUGCUGGGUCACGGCGACCGUCCUAGACGAUGUGACAGAUGAGACAGAGAUCCCCACCACUCUGACGGGAAUGUACACUGACUUCCUGAAGAUUCAGACUAAGUUCUCAAGCGAGGACCAGAAUGAACCGGCAGAUCAUCAGGAUCAAACUGGCUUUCACAAAGACAUGUUCGUCAGCCUGGGGAGGCUGGCUUUUCACCAGCUGGAAAAAGGCAAGUUCCUCUUUAACGAAACAGACCUCAAGCAGUGUGGUAUUGACAUUAGCCAGAUGUCAGCGUACUCAGGUGUGCUCACGGAAAUGCUGCAGGGGAAAGCACUGCGUAAGAAGAAGGUUUACUGCUUCAUCCACCUGAGCAUUCAGGAGUACUUCGCCGCACUGUAUGUGUUCCUCUCUUACAAAAACGAGGCCACCAACCCGCUGGACCCCACCAAGGAAGUGCAGACCUUGUCCGACCUGCACAAGAGCGCGGUGAAGCGGUCUCUGAAGAGCCGGAACGGGCACCUGGACCUGUUCCUCCGCUUCCUCCUCGGCCUCUCGGCCAUGGAUCCCUCGCAGACCUUCCUGGAGAGCCUCCUGACGCAGGAGGAGGUGGACUGGGACAGCAUCGACGAGACGCGGGACUUCAUCAAGGGCCAGAUUAGGAUUGUUUCAUCUCCGGAGCGCUGCAUCACCCUCUUCCACUGCCUCACCGAGCUCAACGACAACUCCCUGGUGGAGGAGAUCAGGUGCUGCAUGAGCUCAGGCGGCCUGGCGGGCGCCAGGCUCUCCCCCGAGCAGCUGUCCGCGCUGGCGUACGCCUGGCUCAUGUCGGGCGAGCUGAUCGACCUCUUCGACCUGAAGCAGUACUACACACCGCAAGGGGGCCACAAGAGGCUGCUCCCGGUCAUCAGGAACACCAGGACGGCACUUCUGGAUCAGUGCCUGCUGACGGAGAAGUCCUGUGCGGUCGUGGCCUCGGCCAUGCUGAGCUCCCCACUGACAGAGCUGGACCUGAGCUACAACGACCUGGGGGACGCCGGGGUGUCCCUUCUCUGUGCCUCACUGAGGGAGGGCAGCAGAGUGCACUCGCUACGCCUGGACCAGUGUAAGCUCACAGAGAAGUGCUGUGAAGAUCUCACCUCUAUUCUCUGUCCCAGACUGAAAACUCUAAGCCUGUGCAGGAAUGCCUUGGGGAACUCGGGCAUGAAAACGAUUUGCAAGGGAAUGAAACCGUGUCAUCUGGAAGAAAUCAGAUUGAGAGAGUGUGAGCUCACAGAGGCAUGCUGUGAGGACCUGGCCAGCGUUCUCUGCUCACCCCAGUCCAAGCUUAGAGAACUGGACUUGACUGAUAAUGAUUUAGAGGACAAAGGAGUGACGCUGCUCUCUGCUGGACUGGAGGACCCCAGCUGUGUGUUGCAGCGGUUGGUGCUAUCAGGGUGUCGAGUCACAGAGACAGGCUGUGCUUCUCUGGCUUCGGCUCUGCGUUCAAACCCCUCACACCUGAGAGAGCUGGAUCUGAGCUACAACCACCCAGGGGACUCAGGAGUGAAACUGCUCUCUGCUGGAGUGGAGGACCCCAGCUGUAAACUGGAGAAACUCAUCACUGACCACAUUGGAGAGCACAGGAACAAACCGAAGCUCCUGAAAUAUGCCUGCCAGCUGACACUGGACCCCAACACAGCGCAUUGUCAGCUGUGUCUCUCAGACCGGGACAGGAAGGUGACGCACAAGGUGAGGGAUCAGGGAUAUCCCAACAGCCCGGAGAGGUUCGACCUACCCUCCCCCCAGGUGCUGUGCAGGCAGGGUCUCUCUGCCCGCUCCUACUGGGAGGUGGAGUGGAGCAAGGGGUGGGAGCCCGACGUGGGCGUCACGUACAGGCGUAUUCGGAGGAAAGGGUGGAGUGACAGCUGCCUGCUGGGGCGAAACGACCACUCCUGGAGCCUGCUGUGCGCCUUUUCCAACUACUCCGCCUGGCACAACGGAAGCUCCGCCUCCUUUCCCGCCCCCGACACGCGCAAGCUGGGCGUGUACCUGGACUGGGCAGCCGGCACACUGUCAUUCUACAGCAUCGCCCGGGGAGUGUCGAAUCUGCUGUACACUUUCCACACCGAGUUCACAGAGCCACUGUACCCGGCUUUUAAGGUGGGGAUUGAGGGGUCCCUCUCCCUUUGCCAGCUGGGAAAGCCCAUCUGGGGAAGCCAAAAGCAGGCACGAUAGGGCUUACGGUUCUCAGCCCUCAUGUAACCAGCAGGUUGUGGUUUUCGGCAUAGCUGAAAGGUUUCAGAA